AUGGAUGGACUUGGAGGAUAUGACGCCAAGUGCGAUAAGCCAGAGGAAGACAAAUACCCGCCGCCGCCCGCGCCCCCCGAGCUGCCCGCGGGCCCGGAGGGGGCGGCGGCCGGGGACCCCGGGGCGGGGGCGGGGGCGGGGGCGGGGGCGGCGGGCCGGGGCGUCCCCGCGGAGCCCGAGGGCGAGCCGCCCGAGACGCGCUCGGUGUGCAGCAGCCGCAGCAGCAGCAGCGGCGGGGGCGAGCGGCGCGCGGGGCUCCCGCACCAGCACCACCAGCCCAUCUGCAAGAUCUGCUUCCAGGGCGCCGAGCAGGGGGAGUUGUUAAAUCCCUGCCGAUGUGAUGGGUCAGUUCGGUACACGCAUCAGCUGUGUCUGCUAAAGUGGAUCAGUGAGAGAGGUUCCUGGACCUGCGAGCUCUGCUGUUACAGAUACCAUGUCAUAGCCAUUAAAAUGAAACAACCUUGCCAGUGGCAAAGCAUUUCUAUAACACUGGUUGAGAAAGUUCAGAUGAUUGCUGUAAUCCUAGGAUCCCUGUUCUUAAUAGCGAGUGUGACCUGGCUCCUCUGGUCAGCGUUCAGCCCCUAUGCAGUGUGGCAGAGGAAGGACAUCCUUUUUCAAAUCUGCUAUGGAAUGUAUGGUUUUAUGGAUCUAGUGUGCAUAGGUCUCAUUGUCCACGAAGGAGCUGCAGUUUACAGAGUAUUUAAGCGCUGGCGAGCUGUUAACUUACACUGGGAUGUAUUAAAUUAUGAUAAAGCCACAGACAUCGAAGAAAGUAGCCGGGGAGAGUCUUCCACAAGCAGGACUUUAUGGUUGCCAUUGACGGCUCUACGGAACAGGAACUUGGUCCACCCAACCCAGUUGACCUCCCCGAGGUUUCAGUGUGGCUAUGUGUUAUUGCAUCUGUUCAAUCGGAUGAGGCCCCGUGAAGAUUUGUCAGAAGAUAAUAGCUCAGGGGAGGUUGUGAUGAGAGUGACUUCUGUGUGACAAAAGUGUAAGGCGGCUUGGUGUAGACCACCCUGCACAUGUUGGAAUGUAAUUGCAAUGAAUGGCGAAACCAUAGCACUUCUAAAAACAUACAUCUAUGAACUUUUUAAAAUUUAUGCUUUUUAUAUGAACAUUUGAAUUGCAAAUACAUUUUUCUGAAAAAAA
Messenger RNA from Canis lupus familiaris (dog), 1149 nucleotides. It is a transcript of the gene MARCHF11, whose product is annotated as membrane associated ring-CH-type finger 11. The transcript has 5 exons. The record is from RefSeq and is a predicted model, not a curated record. NCBI's taxonomy places the organism in Eukaryota, Metazoa, Chordata, Mammalia, Carnivora, Canidae. Bases 1 to 984 code for a protein of 327 amino acids. Gene Ontology annotation, biological process: protein ubiquitination. Gene Ontology annotation, molecular function: zinc ion binding; ubiquitin-protein transferase activity.